Molecule: messenger RNA, 1467 nt
Organism: Williopsis jadinii
Lineage: Eukaryota; Fungi; Ascomycota; Saccharomycetes; Phaffomycetales; Wickerhamomycetaceae
Gene: MET3
Product: sulfate adenylyltransferase
Exons: 2
Coding region: 1-1467 (488 amino acids)
Cellular component (GO): cytoplasm
Molecular function (GO): sulfate adenylyltransferase (ATP) activity
Source: RefSeq, a predicted model, not a curated record
AUGCCAGCUCCACAACCUCACGGUGGUAUCCUUCAAGACCUCAUCUCAAGAGAUGCCCAUAAACAAGCUGAGCUUCUGAAAGAGGCCUCCACUCUUCAACGUCUUAGACUUAGCGACAGACAACUCUGUGAUUUGGAGAUGAUCCUCAACGGUGGUUUCUCCCCAUUGGAUGGAUUCCUCACGCAGAAGGACUACGACUCAGUGGUUGCAGACAUCAGACUGGCCAACGGGUUGGUGUGGUCGAUGCCUAUCAUCCUUGACGUCUCCACUCAACAGGCCUCCAAGUUCUCCGCUGGUGAGAGAAUUGUCCUCGUUGACGAUUACGACUAUGAAUUGGCCAUCUUGACCAUCAGCGACAAGUACACUCCAGACAAGCAGGUGGAAGCUGACAAGGUGUUUGGUGGUGAUCCAGAGCACCCAGCUAUCCAAUACUUGUUCAACCAAACCGGUGACGUCUACCUCGGUGGUCCAUUGGAUGCCAUUCGUCUUCCAUCUCACUACGACUACACCGGGUUGCGUAAGACACCUCAGGAGUUGCGUAACGAGUUUGCAAAGCGUAACUGGGCCCGUGUUGUUGCAUUCCAAACCAGAAACCCAAUGCACAGAGCUCACAGAGAACUGACCGUCCGUGCUGCUAGAGACGUUGAUGCCCACGUCCUUAUCCACCCAGUUGUUGGGUUGACCAAGCCAGGUGACAUUGACCACCACACAAGAGUCAGAGUUUACCAACAGAUCAUCAAGAAAUACCCACCAGGUACAGCUGAGCUUUCUCUCCUGCCAUUGGCCAUGAGAAUGGGUGGUCCAAGAGAAGCCGUGUGGCACGCACUCAUCAGAAAGAACUACGGUGCUACCCACUUCAUCGUUGGAAGAGACCAUGCUGGUCCAGGAUCCAACUCAAAGGGCGUGGACUUCUAUGGUCCUUACGAUGCUCAAGACAUGGUUGCCCAAUUCAAAGAGGAGUUAGGUAUCACCAUUGUUCCUUUCAGAAUGGUGACCUACUUGCCAGAUGAGGACCGUUAUGCACCAAUUGACACCAUCACAAAGGACACCAAGACCUUGAACAUCUCUGGUACUGAAUUGAGAAAGAGACUAAGAGAUGGUACUGAGAUCCCAGCAUGGUUCUCGUACCCAGAAGUCGUCGCUGUCUUGCGUGAGAGACACCCACCUAGACCAAAGCAAGGCUUUGCCAUCUACGUCACACACAGAAGAUUCGGUUACGCUCUGUUGGACAUCUUCAACCAAUUCGGUGGCCGUCACUUCACCAUCCUGGAUACCCAGGACCCAACCUCCUCUUCCAGAUUCGCCCGUGAGCUCAAUGCCUCUGGUGCAGGUGUCAUCAUCGUUGAUGAGGCUGCUAGCUCCAAGGAUGAGUACAAGAAGGAGGUCUCCAAGACCGGUACUUUCCUGAACGAAACCACAAAGGUGAUCUUGUCAUUGGAAGACCAAGGCUUCUUUAGAUUCAACUGA